Molecule: messenger RNA, 1441 nt
Organism: Petromyzon marinus (sea lamprey)
Lineage: Eukaryota; Metazoa; Chordata; Hyperoartia; Petromyzontiformes; Petromyzontidae
Product: retinol dehydrogenase 12-like
Source: RefSeq, a predicted model, not a curated record
CAGCCCGUCACCGCCCCUCACGCCACGUGCCCCUCCUCCUCCCCCUGCGCACGUCACUCACCACGUGGCGCGGGUCACUCGGGGCUCGCCUCUCGACCCGCUCCGUCUCCCACCGCUCGCCCUCGCCAUGGCGCCGCUCGCCGCUCCCAGCUCCCUCCUCCUCCUCUUCGUAGCGACUCUGCUCGGGCUCGCGGGGUUCCUCGCCUGGAUGAGGCCGCGGCUCCGGCGGUACGUGGCGGGGAGGCGGUGCCCCUCGGCGGCGCGCGUGGACGGGAAGACGGUGGUGGUGACCGGGGCGAGCAGCGGCAUCGGCAAGGAGACGGCGCUGGAGCUGGCGAGGAGAGGUGCACGAGUCAUCAUGGCGUGCCGGGACACGCGCAAGGCCGAGGCGGUGGCGAGCGAGUUGCGCGCGCAGUCGGGGAGCCAGGAUGUGCACGUGCGGCACCUCGACCUCGCCAACUCGGCCUCCAUCCGUGACUUCGCACAGAAACUCCUGCAGGAGGAGCCUCGGGUGGACGUGCUCGUCAACAACGCCGGCGUGAUGAUGUGCCCCUACCAGAAGACGGCCGACGGCUUUGAGAUGCAGCUGGGCGUGAACUACCUGGGCCACUUCCUGCUCACCCACCUCCUGCUGGACGCGCUGCGGCGCAACGGCGGGCGCGUGGUGUGCGUGGCGUCGCUCGGGCACAUCUUCGGCCGCAUCUCCUUCUCGGACCUCAUGUCGGCGCGCUGGUACUCGCCGGGGCUCGCCUACUGCCAGAGCAAGCUGGCCCUGGUGAUGUUCGUGCGGAGCCUGGCGCGCAGGCUGCAAGGCACCGGCGUGUCGGCGUUCGCCGUGCACCCGGGCACGGUGCACUCGGAGCUUCCGCGUCACUCGAAGCUCAUGACGCUGGCCUGGUGGCUCUUCUCCCCGUUCAUCCGCACGGCCGAGCAGGGAGCGCAGACCUCGGUGUUCUGCGCCGUGGCCCCCGAGAUAUCGGCGCUGUCCGGGGGAUACUUCAGCGACUGCGCCGAGGCGGCCGUGGCGUGGCAGGCUCGCCGCGACCCCACGGCGCGCAGACUCUGGGCCGAGAGCUGCCGGCUGCUGGGCGUUCGCUGGGAGUGAGCGGCGUCGCGUUCCUGGGGACUGGUCUCAAGGACCCUCCCGCCCAACAACUCGAGCACCAGCUGGGACUGCGUCGUGUGCCGCGUACACGCAGCCAGACGCACGCACGCACGCACGGGCAGAUACGCACUGACACAGGCAGCUAUUCAUCGCAGAGGGUGGCUGCGAGCAUAAAUCAAACUCGGAUAGCCAGGUUCGUUACGCGGGGCGCUAAGCACUGCGCCACCACUCCACCCAAAGAUCCCCUGCAUAGCCUUACCAGACUAUAGCACCACACCCGGCCGCCUGUCUCCCUUCGUGCCAAUGCGUACACACUGCACCAGGUACUCGUUUGAG